This is a messenger RNA of Anthonomus grandis grandis, 573 nucleotides long. RefSeq lists its product as uncharacterized. The transcript has a single exon. Bases 1 to 573 code for a protein of 190 amino acids. Lineage: Eukaryota; Metazoa; Arthropoda; Insecta; Coleoptera; Curculionidae. The record is from RefSeq and is a predicted model, not a curated record.
AUGUACGUCCCACGCAAUAAGUGCAUUGAAUGUAAUGAGUCAUUGCAUAUGGUCUGUGCUACUGAUUGGGAUUUACCAUUAUGCAAACUUUGUGGUAAUAAAAAGGCAACUGAUACGGAGAGAAGAGGUUGCAAACGGGGGCUUGAACAACAAGCUGAUAAAAUGCUUAACCAAUCGCAAAGCAAAUUCCCACCUGUUAAUGUAGGUGACAAUAUUUUGAUAAACGUACCAGAGGUAGAUCGCGGGCGUUUAGCUCCUCGAAACGUAUUAUCAGUCAUUAUGGAAAAAACCGAUCAAGGAUUGUACGUUCUGGGUACCAAAAAUGGAAAAUUGACACGAUUAUACAGCAGAAAUGAGUUUCAAUUAUCUCCUUCCGUAUUUUUAUCUGCUGAUUCUGCUGCAGAUUCUUCUGUCAAUGUACGCCAGGAAGCCAUAUUGCCUUUGGGGUCUAAACAAGGUUUUGUUAAAUGUAACUGUUUGAAAGGUUGUCAAACUAAAGCAUGUGCAUGUGUAAAAUUAAAUAUAAAAUGUAAUUCCAAAUGCCACAAGAGUAAUUCUUGUAAGAACAAAUAG